Molecule: messenger RNA, 1125 nt
Organism: Ostertagia ostertagi
Lineage: Eukaryota; Metazoa; Nematoda; Chromadorea; Rhabditida; Trichostrongylidae
Source: the annotation of a GenBank genome assembly
AUGAAUGUUACCCUGAUAAGCCAUAUGCCAGAACGCAAUAUUAAAGAGAGUCUGAGAGCACGCCAGAUUUGCAACAAACAGACGCUGUUCUAUACACGGGACACUUCAGCGAAAGUGUUCUACGAAAAACGCUGCCCCUUCAUGGGUUCAUGUCUCGGUAACAAGUGUAGAACCCUGCAGCAGGAUGAAAGUAUUCCGGAACUAUAUGACGCCGAAAAAUUCCCUGGCUAUUCCAUGUGCAGUUCCACCUGCGCAGGUCUGGCUUGUGGUUGCCUAACACCAUUUCCAGGCUGCCUAUUCUAUAGAGUUGCGCAAGUACCGAAGAGUGAGGCAAUAUACCACAUAUUCAAGUGCGCCUCGUGGAAUCCUGAAAUCCACAUUUCGCUCGAAACAACCUUCACUGGAACCACAACGAGCAAUCCCUUGCAGUUACACCCAUACGUGUCAAAAAUGAUAGAUGGAUGGGACAUCAAGGUAACAUCACUGCAACAUAUCAUACAUGCCGCUCUAAGUAAGCGCUUCGCAGAAUCCGCAGCGGGAUUCAAAAUGCUAGGCGAUGCAUUCAAAAUCGCCGUCGAAUGUCCAGAUGAGAACACUGCUAGAAAACACUUCGCCAAUUGUUCAAAUGAGGUGGUUUGCUCGUGUAGUCACACAAUGGCGGCCGCACAAUGCGUCUGCCCUCAAAACAGUUUUCAGGAACCGCAGAACUCCACCACCAACUUGCCAGCCAUAGAGCCUCACCUAAACAUUACUGCUUCGGAAACAGUGAUGAUUGACACAGACGAUACCGAGGUGAUACAAAAAGGAACAGCCAGUAAUGGAAAUUGGUGGAAUAAUCUCGCAAUUCCAGACAUCAGUCCUCUUCUUGGCACGAUAACUAAAGCACUGGAAAAUAACGGCUGCGGUUAUCGGCGGUUUUACAGUAAUCGGACUACUUGUAUACUUCCUUGGACCUACAGUAAUAAUCGCCAUAAUCCGUAUACUCACCGCCAUCAUCCUUGCACUCCUACGAACCUUCUUCGAGUGCGUCACCAAUCUUCUCUCCCUCUUACGUCGAUAUCGCAACGAAUAACACAUUCACUCAGCGGGCCUUGGCUCCGCGCCAGUGCUUGUCAAAAUAUAUAA